This is a messenger RNA of Hylaeus volcanicus, 1802 nucleotides long. It is a transcript of the gene lap, whose product is annotated as phosphatidylinositol-binding clathrin assembly protein LAP. Gene Ontology annotation, biological process: clathrin-dependent endocytosis; synaptic vesicle budding from presynaptic endocytic zone membrane; clathrin coat assembly. Bases 471 to 1802 code for a protein of 443 amino acids. The record is from RefSeq and is a predicted model, not a curated record. The transcript is spliced from 12 exons. Gene Ontology annotation, molecular function: 1-phosphatidylinositol binding; SNARE binding; clathrin heavy chain binding. Lineage: Eukaryota; Metazoa; Arthropoda; Insecta; Hymenoptera; Colletidae. Gene Ontology annotation, cellular component: clathrin-coated vesicle; extrinsic component of presynaptic endocytic zone membrane; synaptic vesicle.
UGUUAGAAGUGAUUGGUCCGGCGAGGGAGUAGGAGGGUCCCCGGGGUCGCCAUAUUUGCUGGCCGUGCGAUCGUUCUGUCGUCGCCGUGAGAGCUGAGCUGUCGUCCGCCCAGCUGAGACGUGUUAACGCGCGCGCGAGACAGGGCUCUCCUCGGCUCUAUCUAGUCGCGAUAUUGGAGGACGGGACCGCCGCGGGGCCAAUUACGAAAUCGAUAGACAGUCGGAGGGAACCGGAUCGGAACCGGCAGGCACGUCGCGUAUAUAUUUUUCUUUCUCGGUUUCGGUCUCGUUCACGCCAGUUCCCGCGGUCGGGUGUGCGCGCGUGUGUGUGCGUGCGUGACACGUUGUUCGACGGUGUCCGUCGAACCCGGAGGAACAGUCUCUAGGAGUGAUAAUAAGCACGGUCGUUGGACCGUAAGGUGCCGUGAGCUUGGAAAAAGUCGCGUGUGUGUGACAGCAGCGACGACAGUAUGGCGGGACAGACGAUAAACGACAGGUUGCUGGCAGCCAGACACAGCAUCGCCGGGCAGGGCCUCGCGAAAUCUGUCUGCAAAGCCACCACCGAGGAGCUCAUAGGCCCCAAGAAAAAGCAUCUCGACUAUUUAAUCCACUGCACGAACGAGCCGAAUGUGUCGAUACCGCAGCUAGCGAACCUGCUGAUAGAACGGUCGCAGAGCACAAAUUGGACGGUGGUUUUCAAAGCUCUGAUCACGGUGCACCACAUGCUCUGUUACGGGAACGAGAGGUUUACACAGUAUCUGGCGUCCAGCAACAGCACGUUUCAGCUGAAUAGUUUUUUUGAUAAAGGCGGCGUGCUAGUGGCCACAACAGCAGCUCGCAUCGGUUAUGACAUGUCACCGUUCAUCAGGCGAUACGCAAAGUAUCUCAACGAGAAGGCGCUUUCCUACAGGACUGUGGCGUUCGACUUUUGCAAAGUCAAGAGAGGAAAGGAGGACGGCACUCUGCGCACAAUGAACGCCGAGAAAUUGUUGAAAACUCUGCCAGUGUUGCAGUCACAGCUGGACGUGCUGCUCGAGUUCGAUUGCACUUCCAACGAUCUCACAAACGGCGUCAUAAACAUGGCGUUCAUGCUUCUCUUUCGGGAUUUGAUCCGUCUGUUCGCCUGCUACAACGACGGCAUUAUCAAUUUGUUAGAAAAGUACUUCGAUAUGAACAAGAAACAGUGCAGGGAGGCCCUGGACUUGUACAAAAAGUUUCUCAUACGAAUGGAUCGGGUUGGGGAAUUCCUCAAGGUUGCCGAGAACGUCGGCAUCGAUAAGGGAGACAUACCUGAUCUGACAAAGGCCCCCAGUAGUUUAUUGGACGCGUUGGAGCAGCAUCUUGCCUCGUUGGAAGGAAAGAAGGGCUCCGCAGCGAAUACUCCCACGCAAUCCGCAAGUACUGCGUUUGGAACAGCAGCCAGUAAUAACCGCCUCGACCAUCCCGAAAACGGACACAUCGACGAAGUGAUGCGGCAACGGGCCCUCGCGGAAGAGGAGGCCGCCAUGAACCAGUACAAGGCAAAAGUGCAAUCUCCGUCGACAGGGCCGAGCACAAAUCCAUUCCUCAGUUCUCCAACGAACAAUGCGGAUCAACCGAUCGUGGAUUUGUUCGGAGCGCCAUCAGCGACAGCUGACAACCAGUCGCAGAGAGCGUCCGAUGACCUGCUUCAGCUGGCGGGCAAUCCCUUCGCGGACAUGUUUGGCGGCUCGCAGCCUGCACCUGCUCAAACCGCACAAGCGCAGAACAACAUGUGGAUGACUAACGGUAACGGUAAAUACAAGUAUUACCUAAACGUUUGA